GUGCCACUUUCAGGUCUCCUCACACUGCUGGUGUGUUCCAUUUUUUGUCAUAGGGUGCUGGCAGAUUACGGGCCUCCCAUUGCUGCUGCCAGGCCCGUAAUCUGCCAUGGGCCCCUGUACCGCCUCCUCAUGCUGCUGCCAGGUCCAGAGUCUCUCAUGGGUCCCUGUACGGCCUCCCAUUGCUGCUGUCUCCAUCGCCACACUCUGCCAUGUGCCACUUUCAGGUCUCCUCACACUGCUGGUGGUUUCCAUUUUUGUCAUAGGGUGCUGUAUGGCCUCCCAUUGCUGCUGCCUCCACCGCCACACUGUGGCUCCACACUCUGGUUUUGGCCCCGUGACUGCCCAAAUGAGUGAAGUGUGCGGUGAUUCUAAGAUCGACGGCACUCAUCUGCAUGUCAUACUG
This is a messenger RNA of Staurois parvus, 403 nucleotides long. The record is from the annotation of a GenBank genome assembly. NCBI's taxonomy places the organism in Eukaryota, Metazoa, Chordata, Amphibia, Anura, Ranidae.